Closterium sp. NIES-67 is the source of this 1245-nucleotide messenger RNA. NCBI's taxonomy places the organism in Eukaryota, Viridiplantae, Streptophyta, Zygnematophyceae, Desmidiales, Closteriaceae. The record is from the annotation of a GenBank genome assembly.
UCUUCUUUCGUCUCUCCUUUGGAUCUUCUCUGGUUGCCUCACACUCCGUGCAGACUGAAUUUCUUUGGUAACUCUCCUGGUUUGCAGGUGUUUUCCUAGCAUCCCGCAACCAUGGCUGCCACCACCGUCUCCGCCAGCCUCAAGGCCGCUUCCCUUGUGCAGCCUAAGGUCAAUGCUGCCUCCCUCAAGGCAGCUCCCGUGUCUCAGGCCUUUGGCCUGAAGGCUGCCUCCUCCAAGGUGUCCUGCUCCCUGGAGGAGAACGUCCGUGGCUUCGUCCAGAAGGCCGCUGAUGCUGGCAAGGCCGCCGCUCUCGCUCUCGCUUCGUCCGCCCUUGUUGUCUCCGCUGCCCAGGCCGAGGCUCCCAGGCUGACCUUCGAUGAGCUCCAGAGCCUUACCUACUCGGAGGUGAAGGGCAGCGGCAUCGCUAACCAGUGCCCCAUCAUUGCUGGCGGUGUUGAUGGCUUCGCCUUCAAGUCGGGCAAGUACCAGAUUACCAAGAUGUGCCUGGAGCCCACCUCCUUCACCGUGAAGGCCGAGUCCCAGUUCAAGGGCCAGGGUGAGGAGUUCCAGAAGACCAAGCUCAUGACCCGCCUUACAUACACUCUGGACGAGAUCGAGGGUCCCCUUGAGGUCUCUGGCGACAAUAUCAAGUUCACCGAGGUUGACGGCAUUGACUACGCCGCUGUCACCGUCCAGCUUUCCGGUGGCGAGAGGGUGCCGUUCCUCUUCACCAUCAAGGAGCUUGUUGCCUCCGGCACUCCCGACAGCUUCGGCGGUUCCUUCCUGGUGCCAUCGUACCGCGGUGCUACCUUCCUUGACCCCAAGGGCCGUGGUGGCUCCCAAGGGUACGACACUGCCGUCGCCCUCCCCGCUGGUGGCUUCGGUGAUGUGGAUGCCCUGCAGAAGGAGAACCAGAAGUCAUACAAGGCUUUGAACGGCAACAUCACCUUCAGCGUGGCCAAGUCGAACGUUGAGACUGGCGAGAUCGGUGGAGUGUUCACCAGCGUCCAGCCCUCUGACACUGAUAUGGGUGCCAAGGUUCCUAAGGACGUCAAGAUCCAGGGCAUCUGGUACGCCCAGGUGAACUAGACUGCACCAUAAUGCCUGUAAAUCAGAAAAAGCAUCAGAACAUUUUUCCCUUUACUUGAAAAUCCACAAUUUGCCGACAAUUCUCGUAAUGCCUUAUGAAAUGCCCAUUCUCAUCAUAUAUCCUACUUAGCGAAAGAGCUUGAUUAUCCAGAAACA